AUGGAUUGGUUUAGCAGUGACAUCUCAAACUUUGACCACAAUGCACAUUCGGUCUACGAACUGGUCUUGAGAAUUACGAAAUACCUACAGCACCCCUGCCUCGUUCUUCAACCUUCUUACCCCACACUUUACCUAACAUGCCGUUGUUGCUGUUUCCUCCAGAAUGAACCCAUAGUCAGGGACAAUGGACUCUUUCGGGGAUCCUCCACUCUUCCCUCCACCCCUCCCAUCUUGCAUCCCCAUCCCACCACUCACGUCGCAGCAAUCGUUCUCCGCGUCUGA
Molecule: messenger RNA, 282 nt
Organism: Colletotrichum lupini
Lineage: Eukaryota; Fungi; Ascomycota; Sordariomycetes; Glomerellales; Glomerellaceae
Exons: 3
Coding region: 1-282 (93 amino acids)
Source: RefSeq, a predicted model, not a curated record